Messenger RNA from Tilletiaria anomala UBC 951, 1015 nucleotides. RefSeq lists its product as uncharacterized. The record is from RefSeq and is a predicted model, not a curated record. The transcript has 4 exons. The coding region runs from base 204 to 815 and encodes 203 amino acids. NCBI's taxonomy places the organism in Eukaryota, Fungi, Basidiomycota, Exobasidiomycetes, Georgefischeriales, Tilletiariaceae.
AAGGACAUCUCGCACUCAAACUCAUCAAAAGCGGGACGGACGCCUUUAUGAUAAGAGCCAGCUGAACUCGCCGCACGCAUCCCUCUCCCGCUACAUGUGCACGUGCUGCAGACAAGGAUCACCCGCACGCCAACUCUGCAACACACGUGGAUAAGAUGCGCUCCUCCUCCUCUUCGCGUGUGCCGAUUCCCUUCCGGGCAGCCAUGCUAGCCACAACGCUGCUCCUGGUGGCGGUCUCAACGACGACAGGCGCGCUCGCCCAGUCGGCACCCGGCACCAUUCCGCUCAACGCGGGCGCAACCUGCCCGCAGCAGACGGCCGACCAGAUCGUCAACUGCCUCGCCGUCAUCGAGAGCGACGAGGCGGCGCGCCCCGGCGGACCAUGCACGUCGGAAGACUGGGCGUGCAUCUGCAAUAAGCAGCAAGGUCUGAUCGCUUGCUGGGCCCCCUGCUACGGCGCGCAGCCGGCAGACCAGGUUAACUACAACAAUGCCAACUGCAAUGGGCAGCACGGCGUGACGAAUGCCGCGGCGAACAACGGCGUCGGUGCACAGUACUCGGGCAGCCCCAUUACGACGACGGCAGCCGUCAGCGGCUCGACCGGCGCCAUCCCUACAACCUCAUCCUCCUUGGCAAGCCCUACAUCCAGUGCUGCUCCCACCACACCUGCUGCUUCUACAGCUGCAACAAAAACAGCUUCGCCUGCCAGCAGCGACAAGGCAAACGCAGCCGCGCACCAGCACAGCUGGUUCAUCGCUGUUACCGCAGGAGCAGCUGCUGCUGUAGUCUUGCCGCUUGCACUCCUCGCUGCGUGAGAUGCAUCUGCAUCGAAAGCCUGCGCACAUACCAGUCUAUGGCUCAGACGCUGCGAAAACGCACGCACCACAAUAAAGGACAACUUGCAAAUGCUUUUUGCCUCUUCUUCCAUUCCAGGACCGUGCUGAUGAUGGUCGGUGUGUGUAUGAUACAGUUGGCAACAGAGCCUAGAGAAUUGCAGAUUCUACACUUAUCAACA